AUGACAAAGCGACCCGAAGAUGCAGCUUCUCCCGGGCCGUUCGCGCAAGAGGACGAGAGUUGCGACACCGCCAGCGAACCUUCCAGCGACGCAAAGUCCCAAACACUGGACUUUGAGUCCGAAGACGGUGCCCAAGAUGCCGAGUCGAUACAUGACAAUCCCCAAGACGGCAAGCCUGACAACCUCAAUGACGAAAAGACGACGGAGGAAAUCAUUACCUUGGCCCGGAAGCUCGCAGCUCUUCAUGUCCCACCGCCGCUUCGCGAAGCACUGCGUGACGAAAUUAAGUUUCGCAUUGGCUCUGCCGCCCGAAUCGUCGGGAUUGCUUCGGAUUAG
Molecule: messenger RNA, 336 nt
Organism: Colletotrichum gloeosporioides
Lineage: Eukaryota; Fungi; Ascomycota; Sordariomycetes; Glomerellales; Glomerellaceae
Exons: 2
Coding region: 1-336 (111 amino acids)
Source: RefSeq, a predicted model, not a curated record